UGCUUCAGACUUGAGAGAGACAAAGAGGCCACAUAUAUGUUAUCCCUUGUCCUAAACAAGACGCUACUUCUCCUAUCAUGGCAUUAUCUCUCUCUUCCACUACUGCAUUUACAUGUUCACAGCUUUAUGACAACAAGUCAGGACUGCAGUUCACCAGCUUAAGCUCUCACAAACGUAACCCAAAUGCUGUCAAUGUCAAGUGUGAAUCGACGGAGUCUGAGUUGCCUGCAAAUGCAAAGAAAUCCAAGCUUGCAAUUGGGUCUCCUGUUAUUGUGGUCGAGGCUCCGAGAAUGAUAAAAACCGCAGCAUCAGUUCCAUGCCUCAGGGUUAACUCUGGCUUAGUCAAGCCUGGUGAUGUUGGAAGAAUUGUGUCAAGAAAGCCUAAGGAUGUGUGGGCGGUACGUCUAACGAUUGGCACUUACCUCAUAGAUGGGAAGUACUUCAAGCCCUUAGAGCUUGAUCCUUGACCAAUACAUUCGGCUUCGACACGAUAGAAUCGUUCUCAUUCUCAGUGAUGAUCACCCAGUUCCGCUGAAAGAAUUUUUGAAAGACCACCUUUUCUAUUAAUUAAUACCUGACAGUACAUAAUCUCUUUGUAAUUCCCUUUUCUCAUAAUGUUAUAUUUUGGGUAGCAGCAAGGCUAGUGUGGCUUUUAAUUCUGAUAUUCUGAGUUCUACUGCAAACGCCCUUGGUCCUAGAAGCAAUCAUAAGGGGAAUCCGAAGCCGAAUAGUAAUGAAUGUGUGCCUGUUCAUUCGGUUUGUCCCUUCUAGCUCCAAAUGCCCGUCAGCAUCAUCUUCUUUCUUGUAGUGUUGGAAAGCCUGAUCAAACUCUCGUUGAUACGGCUUUGCAGCUUGGCUGGGAGAAUACAGGGCUUCACACACAUAUUUUCUGGAUAGUCAGAUUGAAAAUUUUUCCGAGUCCAUUAUUUUUUUUCUUUUCAGAAUUAUCUGGUAAUGUGGUGGUCUUUUUCCAAUCUGGAAGAGACUUGUUAGGGUAUUGUCACUUCAAAAUCAUAUCAUUUUGAUAAUUGGUUAUUGAACCAAAGAAUAGCUUAGA
This is a messenger RNA of Rosa rugosa (rugosa rose), 1057 nucleotides long. Its product is annotated as protein CHLORORESPIRATORY REDUCTION 42, chloroplastic. The coding region runs from base 78 to 467 and encodes 129 amino acids. NCBI's taxonomy places the organism in Eukaryota, Viridiplantae, Streptophyta, Magnoliopsida, Rosales, Rosaceae. The transcript has 2 exons. The record is from RefSeq and is a predicted model, not a curated record. Gene Ontology annotation, biological process: NADH dehydrogenase complex (plastoquinone) assembly.